Molecule: messenger RNA, 1775 nt
Organism: Halichondria panicea
Lineage: Eukaryota; Metazoa; Porifera; Demospongiae; Suberitida; Halichondriidae
Product: solute carrier family 15 member 4-like
Exons: 1
Coding region: 49-1647 (532 amino acids)
Biological process (GO): transmembrane transport
Cellular component (GO): membrane
Molecular function (GO): transmembrane transporter activity
Source: RefSeq, a predicted model, not a curated record
UAUUAUCAGAGGAAUAGUUAGGCAUCAGCCUGAAGUAAGUGAGAGAGAAUGGGCUCCACUAACAGCAGCUCAAGGGACCAUGCAAAGCCAGUGAUGAGAAAGAGGUGCAAGUAUCAAGUGAGGUGGUUCUAUUCAAAAGGAGCAUUUCUUAUUCUACUAUGGAGUUCACUUGUCAGUGCAGCUGUGUGGUCUUGUAUGACAGAAUUGGGAAAAAUUAUCUUAGAAGAAUGCUUUGCAUUGGAUAAGAACACUUUUUCUCGCGUGUUCAUUGUAAUACCAUUUCUAGCUUACAUUACCAUUCCCCUGCUAGGAUGGUUAGCAGAUGCUAAGCUUGGAAACUACAGAGUCUUUAAAUUUAGCUGCUUCUUUUUAGUAGUCGCAUCGAUAAUCAUGUGCAUCAAUAUUCUUUUUGCUCCCAAGAUAGACUCUAACGCACUAAGAUACACAGAUGCUGUCAUUGUAGCACUGGUAUUCGCAGUGGGUAUAGCUAGUAUGGCAGUUUGUAUGAUGACAGCCUUACAGCUUGGUUUAGAUCAAAUGCCAGAUGCUUCUUCCACUAACGUGUCAAGUUUCAUCAGUUGGUUCGUUUUCUCUCUCGUUUUUGGAUGCUGGAUUGCUGACUGGCUAUCAAACACACUCCUGUAUUGCGUAAAUAGUUCGACAAUAAAAAAAACGCAACUGUUUAGCUUAUUUCCAGUGACUUGUAUGGUAGUUAUUUGUUCUUCAAUGUGUUUGUUAGCUCCAAAAUGGCUAAUUAUUGAACCAAAGUCGCCUAAAGCACUCAAAACCAUCUACCAAGUUCUCAAGUUUGCAGCCAAGCACAAGGCUCCUAUUUAUCGCAGUGCUCUCACAUACUGGGAGGAAGACGUACCCUCUAGACUAGACCUGGGGAAGAUAAAAUAUGGUGGGCCAUUUACUAUAGAGCAAGUUGAAGAUGUGAAAACCUUCCUAAAAAUACUUAUGAUAUCUUUCCCAAUAUUCGUCACUUUAACAGCGUGCUGGAAUAUACUCGCACUAGGUUUUAAUGUUGGAGAGUUAAACUGGGAAGUGUUGUGGCAUCUUACUGUCUCUAAUACUACUGGCAGUUGCGCAUCAAUUAGCAUGGUAUACACUUUCAGUUUCAACCCUUGGUGGAGUGGUAUUGUUACAACAGUUGUCUACGAAUUUGCAUUGUAUCCACUCAUAAGAAAGAAAGUACCCAGCUCUAUUCGACGAAUUGGAGGUGCAGCUUUAUUGAAUUUGUUAUUGAAUGUGCUUAAUUUGAUUGCACAAUUUUGUCAAAAUUUUGAGGGACCAGUUUUUGCAAUGGGGGCUGUUAGUGGCUUUUUACUUGUACUCUUGAUAAAUGGAAUACUAGAAUUUGUGUGUGCCCAGUCACCAUACAACAUGCGAGGACUUCUGACUGGCUACAUGACGUUUCUAUUAUUUCUCUCACUAUCUCUGAACUACUUUAUUGGAUUUCUACGUAAAGGAAGAUAUUUUCCAAUUUACACUGUCCCUUCAAUAUCAACUGCACUGAGUGUGAUUGGAUUUGUCCUGUACUGCCUCCUGGCUCGCUGGUAUAAGAGAAGAGUUAGAGACGAGGACUACAAUGCACAAAGAGUGGUGGAGGAGGUCUAUGAUCGAUACCUCUCUCAUGUACAGUAGAGACAAGAACAACUGUAACUGUCAACUAUAAUACUGUAGAUCUACUUACUAUACUUAAUUGUAUUUACGGUGUAUAUACGUAUGUAAUACAUAUGUAUACUAAGACAACACGAAUCAUUAAUGAAGAG